AUGGAAGGGAUGUUUGAAUUAUCAGACCACGAACGUAAAACAACUACCAUUAGCAUACUAAGGUCUCUAAUGGAUGAAGAAGACAGCAUGCAAGAACAGACGGCGGCGUCUUUGGCGCUGAAGGGGUUAAUUCAUCAGUUCACCGCCAUCACCAGUGCAAGUGAAAGUGUAGGGAAACACAUGCUUGAAACCUACCACAAUAAUCUGGAGGUGGCAGUCGCUAUGUUUUUGGAUGGUGGAGGAAUGGCUGAGGAGCCCAGUACCAGUUCGGCAAGUGUCUCCACUGUCAGAUCUCACACAGACGAGGAAGUCCGUGCCUCAGUUUCCCAAAAGCGAGAAAUAUUGGUGGAACUAGAACCUUUGUUUGGUGUUCCUAAAAGACGACAGCCUGCACGUUCAAUAUUUGGUGGUUUCCGGGAUUUUCAAACUGAAACUAUUCGGCAAGAACAGGAAUUAAGAAAUGCAGGAACACUAGAUAUGAAACUAACUACCCUUGCGGAUCUCUUCUGGCCACCCAUUGAUUUGAUGCAUGAAGGCAGCUUAGAAACAGCCAAAGAGUGUGGCCAGAUGCAGAAUAAGUGGCUGAUGAUAAACAUUCAAAAUGUACAAGACUUUGCAUGCCAGUGCCUCAACCGGGAGGUACGGAGCAAGGAAGAUGUGGAGAAUAUUUUUCGGGAACAUUUCAUUUUCUGGCAGGUUUAUCACGACAGUGAGGAAAGUCAGAGAUACAUACAGUUUUAUAAGCUAGAGGAUUUACCCUAUGUUUCCAUCUUGGAUCCUGGGACAGGUCAGAAGCUAGUAGAGUGGUACCAGUUAGACCUAUCUUCUUUCUUGGACCAAGUAACGGGAUUUCUGUGUGAAAACGGGCAACUAGAUGGACUUUCUAGCAGUCCCCACAAAAAAUGUGCCUGUUCGGAGAGCCUUAUAGAUGCAGGUGAAGACAGCCAGUUAGAAGCUGCCAUCAGAGCCUCCUUGCAAGAGACGUUUGAUUACACACAGGCGAAACAGGAUAGCCGCUCAGAUGAAGAAUCUGAGUCUGAAUUUUUUUCUGGCAGUGAAGAGUUCAUAUCCGUUUGUGGCUCUGAUGAAGAGGAGGAGAUAGAGAAUCUUGCCAAGUCUGGAAAGUCUCCCCACAAAGAUUUGGGGCAUAGAAAAGAGGAGAACAGAAGGUCACUGGCUGAGCGCCCUGCCAGAACUGAGCCUGGAACAGCCACAAACCACCAAGAAUUGCCAGCCGUGGAUUCAGAAAUAUUGGAGAUGCCACCAGAAAAAUCAGAUGGAAUACUGGAGGGCAUUGAUGUAAAUGGACCAAAAGCACAGCUGAUGUUGCAGUAUCCAGAUGGAAAAAGAGAACAAAUCACUCUUCCAGAGCAAGCUAAACUACUAGCUUUGGUGAAGCAUGUCCAGUCUAAAGGAUAUCCACAUGAACGUUUUGAACUUCACGCCAACUUCCCUCGAAGGAAACUCUCUCAUCUGGGCUAUGAUAUUACGUUACAGGAGGCAGGUCUUUGUCCUCAAGAGACUGUCUUUGUACAGGAAAGAAAUUAA
This is a messenger RNA of Balaenoptera musculus (blue whale), 1548 nucleotides long. Its product is annotated as UBX domain-containing protein 7-like. Gene Ontology annotation, biological process: proteasome-mediated ubiquitin-dependent protein catabolic process. Gene Ontology annotation, cellular component: nucleus. NCBI's taxonomy places the organism in Eukaryota, Metazoa, Chordata, Mammalia, Artiodactyla, Balaenopteridae. The record is from RefSeq and is a predicted model, not a curated record. Gene Ontology annotation, molecular function: ubiquitin binding.